AUGACGAGCCGAGACAAGGACACUGGGAAAGACAGUUUCUUCCUGAGCGCCUUGGGUCGGCAGGCCCAGAGCCAGCGGCUCUCGGCGGCGGAGCACUCCAUCAGCUGCGUCUCACGCGAUGCGCGGCAGAACGUCUUCAUCACGGAGCGGCACAUCCGGCCCAACCGCCUGGGACGGGAAUCCCCCAAGGUGAACAGCAUCCAGAUUCCCAGCACCUUAGACACCAACCUGGCCACCACCACGGGCUUGGGCUAUGGCGGCCGUUCCGACUUCACCGCUUUCAAGGUGGAUCCAGCCAGCAUACCCAGCAACGAUGCCAUGAAUUUGUUACCGGAUGGGCAGCAGUUCAAGUACAGGCAAGAUCCAAAGAUUGUCAUUGGCAGCUUGGCUGUGGAGGGGCACCAGUUGCACUAG
Cladocopium goreaui is the source of this 414-nucleotide messenger RNA. The record is from the annotation of a GenBank genome assembly. NCBI's taxonomy places the organism in Eukaryota, Dinophyceae, Suessiales, Symbiodiniaceae.